AUGUCGCCAAUUUCUAGACUGCCUCUACAGGCUUCGAGGAUAUCCUCCACCACUGCUCUAUCGUCACUCAAGUGCAGCCGAUUGUCUGAACGUCAUCUCGUCUGGGUCGCCAGGUCGCCCGCCUUCGCGCAUCCAUUUCGCACGGUGUUCACGAAAACGCCGUCUCGAAAAGCCGAACCUGCUGCGACGCCUACGCAGUCUUCCAGGGUUAAUACUAGUCAAAGCCCGUCCCCGAAUGAGCCGAUACCUGCGCCGAACACUUCACCGAACGAGUCGCUUAAGCUACAAGAGGAAAACACGUCGAGCAUUGAUUGGACAAGAUCAUUUCAUGGUCUCUCAAUCGAGCCUUUCUCCAAGGAAGCGGCCGAUGUCCUAAUGGCGCCUCUGAGUCCUGACGAUGUCGAGAUCAAACCAGAUGGCAUCAUCUUUCUCCCUGAGAUCAAAUACAGACGUAUACUCAACAGAGCCUUUGGUCCUGGCGGGUGGGGACUGGCUCCGAGGGGCGAGACCAUAGUCACCGAGAAAGCCGUCACGCGAGAAUAUGCUUUGUUGGCCCACGGAAGACUGGUCUCUAUCGCGCGGGGCGAGCAAGACUAUUUCAACAAGGAUGGCGUACCUACGGCUUCUGAGGGCUGCAAAUCUAAUGCCAUGAUGCGUUGCUGUAAAGACCUGGGCGUCGCUAGUGAGCUAUGGGAUCCCAGAUUCAUCAGGAAAUUCAAGUCGGAACAUUGCCGGGAGGUGUUCGUUGAGCACCAGGGAACAAAGAAGCGAACCAAGAUAUGGCUGCGCAAGGGCGAUCCGGUGUCUUAUCCCUACGCAGAACUCAAGAGAUAA
Messenger RNA from Exophiala viscosa, 834 nucleotides. Its product is annotated as mitochondrial genome maintenance MGM101-domain-containing protein. Gene Ontology annotation, biological process: recombinational repair; interstrand cross-link repair. The record is from RefSeq and is a predicted model, not a curated record. The transcript is spliced from 3 exons. NCBI's taxonomy places the organism in Eukaryota, Fungi, Ascomycota, Eurotiomycetes, Chaetothyriales, Herpotrichiellaceae. Gene Ontology annotation, cellular component: mitochondrial chromosome; mitochondrial nucleoid. The coding region runs from base 1 to 834 and encodes 277 amino acids. Gene Ontology annotation, molecular function: single-stranded DNA binding.